Messenger RNA from Oxyura jamaicensis (ruddy duck), 1447 nucleotides. RefSeq names its product eukaryotic translation initiation factor 3 subunit I (gene EIF3I). Gene Ontology annotation, biological process: cytoplasmic translational initiation. Gene Ontology annotation, cellular component: eukaryotic translation initiation factor 3 complex, eIF3m; cytoplasm. Gene Ontology annotation, molecular function: translation initiation factor activity; RNA binding; protein binding. The record is from RefSeq and is a predicted model, not a curated record. Bases 122 to 1099 code for a protein of 325 amino acids. The transcript has 11 exons. NCBI's taxonomy places the organism in Eukaryota, Metazoa, Chordata, Aves, Anseriformes, Anatidae.
GCGCACCCGCGGUCGCCAUAGCAACGGCGCCGGACUUCCGCCGGCCGCGCGCCCUCUGACCCGGAAGUGUUGGCGGGCGCCUCGCUGUCGGUCGAGCCCCAGCUUCGGCAGCGCCGCCGCCAUGAAGCCGAUCCUGCUGCAGGGCCACGAGCGCUCCAUCACGCAGAUCAAGUACAACCGCGAGGGAGACCUGCUCUUCACCGUGGCCAAGGACCCCAUCGUCAACGUUUGGUAUUCAGUGAACGGGGAGCGGCUCGGCACGUACAAUGGCCACACGGGAGCUGUCUGGUGCGUGGAUGCAGACUGGGACACCCGACACGUGCUCACUGGCUCUGCAGAUAACAGCUGUCGGCUCUGGGACUGUGAAACAGGAAAGCAGCUUGCCCUGGUGAAGACCAGCUCGGCGGUGAGGACGUGUGGCUUUGACUUUGGAGGAAACAUCAUCAUGUUUUCCACGGACAAGCAGAUGGGCUACCAGUGUUUUGUGAGCUUCUUUGACCUGCGGGACCCCAGCCAGAUCGAGAACAACGAGCCAUACAUGAAAAUCCCCUGCAGUGACUCUAAAAUCACUAGUGCUGUGUGGGGCCCCCUGGGGGAGUUCAUCAUCGCAGGACACGAAAGUGGGGAGCUCAACCAGUUCAGCGCCAAGUCAGGGGAGCAGCUUUCAAACAUGAAGGAGCACACCAAGCAAAUCAAUGACAUUCAGACCUCCAGGGACAUGACCAUGUUCAUCACCGCCUCCAAGGACAACACGGCCAAGCUCUUUGAUUGCACGACACUGGAACAUUUGAAGACGUUCCGGACAGAGCGACCGGUGAACUCUGCCGCUCUCUCCCCCAUUUUUGAUCACGUUGUGCUUGGUGGUGGGCAAGAGGCCAUGGAUGUGACCACGACCUCCACCAGGAUUGGCAAAUUUGAGGCGAGGUUCUUCCACUUGGCUUUUGAAGAAGAGUUUGGCAGAGUGAAGGGUCAUUUUGGUCCAAUAAACAGUGUCGCUUUUCACCCCGAUGGAAAGAGUUACAGCAGUGGUGGUGAGGAUGGCUACGUUCGCAUCCAUUAUUUCGAUCCCCAGUAUUUCGAGUUUGAGUUUGAAGCUUAAAGGAGGACGUCCUCUCCUCUUCUUCCCUCUUCCCAUCCGUCGCCCAGUCCAUUGGCUCCUGAGCAGAACUGCUGUAAGGCCUGAAGUUGGUCUGCUCCGCAGGAGGCAGCAGGAAGCAGCAGCAAACUCAGGGGCUGUAUGGAUGUGGGCAUCUAGAACCCCAACCAGCUCAAAACAGCACAACCUGUGGCUUUCUCAGGAGGUAGAGUGAAGGUGAGGAAAGGAGUUGUGUUGGCUGCCUGCCUGCCCCUGUGGAUGCUAACUUCCUGGCCUGCUGGGCAUAUUUAUAUACCAGUGGAGAAAAAAAAUCGGCAGGAAAUAAAAAAUCUUUUCUAAACACCAGAAAAA